Molecule: messenger RNA, 2690 nt
Organism: Pangasianodon hypophthalmus (striped catfish)
Lineage: Eukaryota; Metazoa; Chordata; Actinopteri; Siluriformes; Pangasiidae
Gene: dnase1l1
Product: deoxyribonuclease I-like 1
Exons: 9
Coding region: 146-1072 (308 amino acids)
Biological process (GO): DNA catabolic process
Cellular component (GO): nucleus
Molecular function (GO): DNA nuclease activity
Source: RefSeq, a predicted model, not a curated record
CCUCCCUCUGUGUGAAGCCUGGGAAGGGUGGAUCCUCUUUCACUGAACAACACUACUGCUUAAAAAAAAUCCGCUUCUCCGGAAGUCAAACUUUCCUCACAACUCCCCAAAAAGCGUUGAAACCCCUUCAGCUCUCAGGUUCACUAUGAUUCUUCCUCAAUCCCUGCUCUUUUUAGUCUACCUCUCUGGACCGCUGGCCUGCCAUGCAUUCAAGAUUUGUGCCUUCAACGUUCAGAGUUUUGGAGGCUCGAAAGCAACAGAUGGCACAGUUUUGCACAUCCUAAUACGGAUUGUGUCACGCUGUGAUGUGUGUUUGCUUCAAGAAGUCAGAGAUCAGAAGAAAACAGCCAUACCACGUCUGAUUAAUAGACUCAAUAAUUAUGAAAGGGAUCACCAGUAUGACUAUGUGUCCAGUGGACGUCUUGGCAGGACACAAACCUAUCAAGAGCAAUAUGUUUUUGUAUUCAGGAUUGACUCAGUCAGGCUAAUAGACCAGUAUCAGUACCCAGACACACAGAAAGGAGAUGAGGAUGCUUUUGCCAGGGAGCCUUUUGUAGUGCGCUUCCGAGCACCUAAAACAGUGAUUGGCGAGUUUGUUCUGAUCCCAAUGCACACCUCUCCUUCUAAUGCCACCAAAGAGAUUGAUGAACUCUAUGAUGUCUUUGAGGAUGUUAGACAGAGGUGGAAGACAGAGGACAUAAUGUUCCUUGGUGACUUCAAUGCAGCUUGUGGAUACGUCGCCAAGAAAAACAGGAAGAACAUAAGACUCUACUCCAACAUUUUCAGCUGGCUGAUAGAUGACAAACAGGACACUACAGUAAGAGGGACCACUGACUGUGCAUAUGACAGGAUAGUGGUACACGGAGAUUCCUUUCUCAGAGCUAUAGUGCCAUUCUCAGCACAACCAUUUAAUUUUGCCAGUGAAUACCGGAUCAAGGAGGAAGAGGCUUUACGUGUGAGUGACCACUAUCCUGUAGAGGUAGACCUGAAGACCAAGUCAGGAAGUGAGCAGGGAAGCAUGAUCUUUUUCCAAAUAACUCUUGGCCUUCCCUUGCUACUCCAACUGACAUGACACCAGUGUGAAGGCGGAGACUUUUUCAGUCAGUCAGUUUGAGAGAAGAUAACCAUAUGCACUGAUGCUACUUAAACAUCAUCUAAGCCAAAGCUGCACAAGAAUGUACUGGGUUUCUUGGAAAUAAUGUGAUACACAUUUUCAUGCUCUUUAAAUCAAGGAGAUUGUAAGUAUUAAAAAAGUUUAUCAACUACUGAAAAGCACAUUGCUUUAUUUUUAAUCUGUUAUCAUGCUGGAAUUUCAUCGGACACAGUCCUAGUUCUUGUUGGUAGGAAGUACAUUUAAGGUAACUGGCUGCUAAUGAAUCAGCUCUUUUGCCACUUUACUGGUGACUAUCUGGUUUUUGUUUGUAAAUGGCACAUUCAAAGUCUACUGGACAAAAAAAAAAAAGUUGAAUCCUCCAACAGCAAUAUCAAACUGUACAAUGUCAGUAGGUUGCAUGCCUGAAUGAAUGUAACCCAUUUGUCAGGUGCUGAGGUCACCUUUUGUUGUUCAUGUCAAGGCAAAACACAAUGCUGACAUAUGGCAUGGGGUCAAAUCUGUGCUGGAUUAUUUAAAAAAAAAAAAAAAAAUUGGUGGCGUCCUUAUCUGACACAACAGAUGCUGUUAUUAAGGCGAGGGAAAGCAUAGCCAAGUAUUAGAAAAAAAUGAUGUUUUUAUGUUUGAGGUUAUUUAGGUGUCAUUCUUGUCGAACAGUCACACAGAUUUGGCCCCUGCAGUUGUCAUCCUGGAACAUGGGCGUGUCAGUGACAUGCACCAUUAGCACACAAAGUACCAAUGGCAAUCCAGUUGUAUGCAGAGUUUGUCCUGGUGCUCAGCUACUGAUAUUGUACAAUAAUUCGGUGCUAUUGGUGGAUGCAAAUAUUUUGUCUGAGAACCUUAACAUUGUCUUCAUUUAGUUUAUCUGUAUUUCGAUUAAAAGAUGGAGACAAGCUUUAUUUCUCUCUUACUCCAGUUGUACACUGAUGUAGAAACAAAAGAUAAGAUUAAUGGUGUUCAGUUUCUCCUCAAUUAUUGGCUUUAAGACAAUUUAAGAUGUUAGUUCCCUGUUUACCUGGACAAUUAAAUAAUCAGACUUGACUAUUGUAAUUCUCUUUAUAUUGGAAUGAGUCAAUCCAAUAUUAGUCUUCAGAUGGUUCAAAAUGCAGCCGCCAGGCUUUUGACUGGCACUCGGAAAUUUGAUCAUAUUUCCCCAAUAUUACAUUAUCUGCACUGGCUGCCAAUUCGUAAUAGAAUAGAAUUUAAAUAACUCUGCUAGAUCACUAAGGUCAUCACAACAAAGAUUGUUAAGGUCUAGACUUAUAUCGAGGGGUGACCAAGCUUUUUCUAUCAUUGGUCCAAAAUUGUGGAAUAGUCUCCCUUUAUCCCUGAUCUCUGCAGAGUCUGAAUUUAAAUCCAAGUUAAAAACGUACCUUUUCUCUCAGGCCUACAACUGUCUUUGUCUCGUCUUUUCUGAUUGGUAUUUUUGAUGUAAAUUCCCUUAAUCAUUGCUUUGCAGUCUUUUUUUUUUAUUCUCUUUUUUUUUUAGAUACAUCUUUUGUCUUUUAUGUACAGCACAAUGGUCAACUAUUGUUGUUUAUUGGUGCUAUAUAAAUAAAAUUUGGUUUGAUCUGCUUAA